UUCGGCCAUCCUCCCUCCUCUCACUGAACGCAUCUUCCUCACAAGAGCACAGCUGUGUUUCAGUGAAGGGCUGGACGAGCAAGAGAUGAUUCAACCUGUGCUGAUGAAUUGAUACAGUGGAGGUCCUUAAGAUAAAAUACGACUUAGAUGAAAAACGCCAUCCAUCAAUGUCAUCAUUAUCCAUGUGUGUGUGUGUUUCAUACAUCUGUCAUCGUUUACUCAGCAACUGCAAUGCAUUCGGAGAACCCAACCUCACACCCGGGAAACCCAAAUCAAUGCAGCAGUGAUAUGAACAAACUCCAGAAACACAAUGGAAGAUCUUCCAUCCUGACCGGUCGCCAUGCAUAAAAAUCUGUGGUGUGUUGACGUACCGACAUAAACGCGACCCACACGGAUUGUCCACGUGAAGCUGUGCUCCGAUUGGCUGUGACAGCAUGCCCGUCUGCCAUCUGUUGUGACUGGCCUCUGGCAGCAGCAUGCGUCAAUGGCCGGGCUCAUGGCGCUGGAUAGCGCUGGUUCUCUUGGCCUGGGGGACGUUGCUCUUUUAUAUCGGGGGUCAUCUGGUGAAGGAGGGCGACCGCGAGCCCCGUUCCAGCCGCGAGCUGGCCAAGAUCCUGACCAAACUGGAGAGAUUGAAGCAACAGAACGAAGACCUACGGCGCAUGGCUCAGUCGCUACGAAUUCCUGAAGGACAGUCGGACGGCUCCGUGUCCUCAGGAAGACUUCGAUCUCUUGAAGAACAGCUGAGCCGAGCCAAACAGCAGAUCCACGGUUUCCAGAGACUGUCGGGAGAAGUGGGUCCCGGUCGAGACCAGGAGGAGUUGAGGAGGAAGGUGGAGAAUGGAGUGAGAGAGCUGUGGUACUUUAUUCGCAGCGAGAUCCAGAAGAUGAGUCACGUCACACCGGCGGGGCGACAGACACACAGAGAUGUGCUGCUGCAGGACCUCGGCCAUCAACAGAGAAGCAUCAUGAUGGAUCUGUAUGAGUUGAGUCAGGCAGAUGGUGCAGGUGACUGGAGAGAGAAAGAAGCGAAACAUCUUUCAAGUCUUGUGCAGAACAGAAUCUCUUACCUGCAGAACCCGCAGGACUGCAGUAAAGCCCGUAAGUUGUUGUGUAAUAUCAAUAAAGGUUGUGGGUACGGCUGUCAGCUCCAUCAUGUGGUCUACUGCUUCAUGAUCGCUUACGGCACACAAAGGGUUUUGAUUCUUGAGUCCCACAACUGGCGUUACGCCCCAAACGGGUGGGAGACGGUGUUUCAACCCGUCAGCGACACCUGCACGGACCGAUCCGGAGUCACAACUGGACACUGGUCAGGUGAAGCUCAUGAUCGUGAUGUUCAGGUGGUGGAGUUGCCCAUCGUGGACAGUCUUCAUCCCAGACCUCCGUAUCUUCCCCUCGCUAUCCCUGAAGACCUGGCGGCCCGUCUGCAGAGGCUACACGGUGACCCGUCCGUCUGGUGGGUGUCUCAGUUUGUAAAGUAUCUGGUGCGUCCGCAGGCGUGGCUGGAAAAGGAGAUCAGAGAAACGGGCAUCAAACUAGGCUUUAAACAUCCCAUAAUUGGGGUUCACGUCAGGCGGACAGAUAAGGUCGGAACAGAAGCAGCGUUUCACCCGAUCGAGGAGUACAUGGUUCACGUCGAGGAGCAUUUUCAGUACAUGUCUCAGAGGAUUCACGUGGAUAAAAAGCGUGUGUACCUGGCAACCGAUGACCCCUCACUGUUACAAGAGGCUCAAAGCAAGUAUGCAGAUUAUGAGUUCAUCAGUGAUAACACAAUCUCUUGGUCGGCGAGUUUACACAACCGCUACACUGAGAAUUCACUUCGAGGCGUCAUACUGGACAUCCACUUCCUGUCCCAGACUGACUUCCUGGUGUGCACCUUCUCCUCACAGGUGUGUCGUGUGGCUUAUGAAAUCAUGCAGACUCUUCAUCCGGAUGCAUCUUCGUUCUUUCGAUCGUUGGAUGACAUUUACUACUUUGGCGGACAGAACGCGCACAACCAGAUCGCCGUCUUCCCUCACCAGCCACGGACGGCCGAGGAGAUUCCGCUGGAGCCGGGAGACGUCGUGGGAGUGGCUGGAAACCACUGGGACGGGUUCUCUAAAGGGAUCAACCGCAAACUUGGACGGACUGGCCUGUAUCCCUCUUAUAAAGUGAAGGAGAAGAUGGAGACUGUGAAAUACCCCACAUACCCCGAAGCACACAAACUCAUGAGCUUAUAGACACAUUUAGUGUGUUUGUGUGUACAACGCACUGCGUUUUGUGUUUGUAUAAAUGAAUUAUGAUCUCAGAGACGCCACUGAGAAACAAAUCAACAACUGACAAACUCUUUUUAACACGUUGAGGUGUUUUUUUACAUUUUGUUUAUCCUACAGAUGUUUGUUUCUUUGUCUUUGUUUACAACAAAAAUGACACCUAUGGCUUACUGUAUUUAACCCCAAAAUCAAGAGAAAGAAAUAUGAUAUUUAAAGAAAGUCAAGUCGCUCUGUGAUGAUUUUUUAAAGCUUAUUUUCCCUCAUAAAUGCUCUGGACUGUAAUCAGAAAAACAUGGUUAUUUAAACAUCAUGGUAGAUCUUUCAUUUAUACUGAGUUUUAGGGUGAAAAUCAUUGUGAAUCUUAUUUAAUGAGACGAAAAAAUCUGAUAGAGAAAAAGGAAAACGGAUUAAGGACAGUGAUGGGAGUCGGGGAGAAAUUUGCCUAAUUUAUGUGAAAUGAUGAGAUAUCUGCUUAAUAACGUCAAUGGAAAAUCCUAAAAAAAUAGAAAUCAUUUUAUAUGCAAAUGACAUUUUCUUGGUGAUUUCUGCGUGAAAUGUCCUAUUGAGAUCACACCACACGCUGAGUUUCUCAUUUCUUCCUUUCAU
Messenger RNA from Triplophysa dalaica, 2858 nucleotides. RefSeq names its product fucosyltransferase 8b (alpha (1,6) fucosyltransferase) (gene fut8b). The coding region runs from base 477 to 2219 and encodes 580 amino acids. Gene Ontology annotation, molecular function: protein binding; glycoprotein 6-alpha-L-fucosyltransferase activity. Gene Ontology annotation, biological process: protein N-linked glycosylation. The transcript has 11 exons. NCBI's taxonomy places the organism in Eukaryota, Metazoa, Chordata, Actinopteri, Cypriniformes, Nemacheilidae. Gene Ontology annotation, cellular component: Golgi cisterna membrane. The record is from RefSeq and is a predicted model, not a curated record.